Oncorhynchus masou masou (cherry salmon) is the source of this 3153-nucleotide messenger RNA. RefSeq names its product mRNA decay activator protein ZFP36L1-like. The record is from RefSeq and is a predicted model, not a curated record. Lineage: Eukaryota; Metazoa; Chordata; Actinopteri; Salmoniformes; Salmonidae. The transcript is spliced from 2 exons. Gene Ontology annotation, molecular function: mRNA binding; metal ion binding. The coding region runs from base 152 to 1354 and encodes 400 amino acids.
GGCUGGUGCAGUGCAGAGGGGGUGAUCUAUUAGUUAGGGCAAAAAUAAGGUUACAAAUCAGAACUCACCGUAGUCUGUAACUUCAAUAAAAUAUAUAUAUAUAUAUAUAUUAUUUUUACUACUUUUAGAUUGUAUUUUCUACGCAGCCAAGAUGACCACCGCAGUGGUUUCGCCUUUCUACGACUUCAGCGAAGUAAUGAACAAGAACGACAAGAUGCUGAAUUACAACAACAACUUACUGAGCGCCCCCCAUCAUCCGAUAUCCACCAACAUCCCCAUGUCAAUCACCAACCCCACCGGAGCCCUGCUGGACAGGAAGGCUGUGGGGACCCCCUCGCUGGGCUGCGGGCUGUCCGUCUACAAGAGACGGCACUCUGUCACCCUCCCCAACCAUGACCCCAGCUCCAAGUUCAACCAGAACCAGUUCCUUAACAGCCUGAAGACCAUAGACCACUCCUCCUGCUCCAUCUCCUCAGGGUUUAUUGGAAGUGGUAGCAGCAGCAAGGAGAAUCGCAUGAGGGACCGCUCUUUCUCCGAGACGGGUGAGCGGCUCCUACACCAAUGCCUGGGGCCUGCUAGUCCUACCAGCCUAGGAGCCCAGAGCCAGCAGCAGAGCCAGGUCAACUCCAGUCGCUACAAGACGGAGCUGUGCCGGCCGUUUGAGGAGAACGGAGCCUGUAAGUACGGCGACAAGUGUCAGUUCGCCCAUGGCUUCCACGAGCUGCGUUCUCUCAGCCGCCACCCUAAAUACAAAACCGAGCUGUGUCGUACCUUCCACACAAUCGGAUUCUGCCCCUAUGGUCCUCGCUGUCACUUUAUCCACAAUGCAGAGGAGCGCCGUGGACCCCCUCCCUCCCCCUCAUCCUGCUCCUCCUACUCUCCUCUCUCCUCCAGUAAGUUGGAGCGUCCUCGUCUGCAGCACAGCUACAGCUUCGCAGGGUUCCCCAGCUCUGGGGGCCUGAGAGGAGGGGACAGCCCAACCUCCGUCACCCCUCCACCUAUGUUCUCCCCGGACGAGAUGCCUGAGUGGCCGAGCUCCAACCUCUUCACGUACUCCAGUCAGGAGCUGGCCAAUCUGUUCGGCCCCAGCCUUGGAUCCGGAGGCCCCGUGGGGACUGAUCCCAAAGGCCCUGCACCCCCUUCCCAGAACAACACCCCCUACUUCUUCAGGCCCAUGUCGGAGUCCCCCACCCAGAUGUUUGCAUCUCCGUCCAGCCCGCCCCAGGAUUCUCUGUCUGACCAGGAGGGGUACCAGAGCAGCUCGGGGGGCAGUCUCAGUGGGUCAGAAUCCCCCAGCCUGGAUGCCAACAGACGCCUCCCAAUCUUCAGCCGCCUCUCCAUCUCUGACGACUAGAUGGCAGCUAUUUAAUGAUCUUCUCCACGCUGACCUUGAAAAAAGGACAGAAAGAUAUAAUGAAUGGGAAAUGGCACUCCCCUGUCCCCACGACAACCAUCCCCUCACCCCUCUCCUCCACAUCAAUAUACAUUUAGUUCCUAGUUAGAAUAAGGAUACAGUGACUUGUUUUCAAAUCACCCCAGAAAUGUCUCCUUUGCUGUUACCUGCAUCCUAACUCCCCUCCCUCCACAGUCCCUACCAUGUCUUCAGUCAAAACGCGAGAGGAAACGAUUGAACAAUGAGAAUGUUAGACUUUUGUUGUGUUGCCAGGUGCCACCUGUGAUUUUGUUCUUGAACGUGUAGCAGUGCAAGUGUGUCAUUGCACCACAAACCACCCCAUCCUGUUGUUGGUCACUGACAGUUGUGUUUCUGGAAAGGAAGGAUGAGGGACGUCUUUUAUUGUCUAACUGGUUAUUAAACCUUUAAGACUGUUAUUAUUUUUGUCCCUCCCCUUCCCUCUCCACCCCACCGCCCUCUGUGCCGUUCCGCAGGCAGCGGGGAAUUCCAGCAUUCCCAUGGUGCACUUCUUCUAUACUUCCUGCAACUUGAGAUGGGAUCUCUAAGCUAUCCUAGUUUUCCUCUUCCCCUUAGAAUCAGAAUCUGGCUUUGAGGAGUAGUCUGAUGUUAUGACAUCUCUCUGCUUCUUUCUCUAGGUUUUGAUUAUUUUUAUUGUUAUUAUGAUUAUUUGUUUGAAAACUUUCCAAACAGUUUUUGCUUAUCACUGCAUAUUUAACUUAUCGAAACAUAUUUAUUGGUGAUCAUAUGCAUUUUUUUGUUAAUUUUGUUUUUGUAUUUAUCUGGAUAAUGAACAAUAGAAUAUAUUUUCUUUAUGUUAAAUUAUGAUCUUCGGUAUUAAUCUAAAGAUUGUGAAGACAUUUUUGUCAAUUUCUUUUUUCACAGUUUAAUAUAUUGUAUUACAAUGACUUUUGUUUGCAACUACACGUUGUCAAAAUGAAACUUAAUUUAAAACAAAAAAAAUACAGAAAAAAAAAGUUGCUUUAUUUAUUUGUAUACUUUUUGUUUGUUCUCGGUUCUCCCUGUUAUUGGACUGCAAUUCUAGCAAACAUGAUUGUCACCUUCUCAUUCCGGAGCUGUCCUGUCCUCGCCUUUUUCUGUUUUCUCUGACGGUAACAGUACUUUAAUGUUAUUACCUUCUGCAGUUGUAUUCUUUGAGAUUAGGCCAACGUGGUACCAUAUGUUGACCACACAGGAUUAUUUCAGAGAUAUGACUCAUGUAUCUAAAACUAAGAGGUGUAACACGUGAUGACUAUCACCAUGUUCACUUGGACAUCCCGAUUCAGUGUGUGUGAAGUUCUGGGUUUAAAGUUAAGGGACGGUGUCAGUUAAUGUAAUACAAGUAACCAGGGAUUUCGAGGAAAAAGACUCCCUUUUAUUACAAGCAAAAGCUGUGACCAAAUGGGUUGAGGAGAGGUUUUGUUUUUUGUACUUGUGUGGCCCCAGCUGUUAAAGUGCCUACUUUUUGACUACAUUCCAGGUAGCUAACUAAGGCCUUUUCUAUUCAACGAUGGAAGAUGGUGAAAUUGUUUUUAAAUUCCUUGUUCCAUGUUUCCUUGAAGUUUUGAAUGAGGUUAAACAGGAUUACUGAAAGUAAAAGAAAGAUAACUGAAAGUCAAACUGUUGAAUGUAUUUUUCCAGCCAUGGUUUUUCACUAGUCAUUUCUCUGAGUUGAUAUAAAACUGAUUUCUUUUUGUAACUAUUGAUUGCAGUUAAAACCAAUAAACCCUGUAUUUUUGAAA